AUGAUCUACGAUGCCGAUGAGGAGGUCUAUCAAGUACCCGACGCUGUUCUCCCAAGACCCGAGAGCGCAAAAGGUCGUCAAAAAGAGUCCGCCCUGCGCUUCGACUUCGAAGAGAACCCUUUCUCAUUCCGAGUGCUGCGCGGGGAUGAAGUGCUCUUUGACACUUCUGACACCAACGUCAUCUUCCAAUCUCAGUACUUGAGCUUGCGCACUUGGCUUCCUAAUGAUCCGAAUCUGUAUGGUCUAGGGGAACACAGUGAUUCGCUGCGUCUGCCUACUACUAAUUAUACUCGCACUAUCUGGAACCGUGAUGCAUACACCAUCCCUUCUAACUCAAACCUCUACGGUGCUCAUCCUAUUUACGUUGAUCACCGUGGAGAGAAGGGUACCCACGGGGUCUUCUUUUUGAAUUCGAACGGCAUGGACAUCAAGAUUGAUCAGACUGCUGAUGGCAAACAAUACCUCGAGUAUAACACACUUGGCGGAGUCCUAGACUUCUACUUUAUGGCCGGCCCGACCCCAAAGGAAGUGAGCGAGCAGUACUCUGAGGUCGUCGGUCUUCCUGUGAUGCAAAGCUACUGGACAUUCGGGUAUCACAACUGCCGAUAUGGCUACCAGGAUGUGUUCGACGUCGCCGAGGUAGUUUACAACUACAGCCGUGCUGGAAUCCCACUCGAGACCAUGUGGACCGACAUUGACUACAUGAGUGGUCGACGGGUAUUUACUCUAGACGAUGAGCGGUUUCCUGUCGACAAGAUGCGCGAGUUGGUUUCGUAUCUUCACAAGCAUGACCAGCACUACAUUGUCAUGGUCGAUCCGGCCGUCAGUAACUCUGACAACGAUGCUUUCAAACGAGGCCACGAGCAGGGCGUCUUCCUCUACCGUGACAAAGAACAGAACAAACUCUACGAAGGCGCCGUCUGGCCCGGCCUAACCGUCUACCCAGACUGGUUCAACAAAGACACGCAGACCUACUGGAACACAGAAUUCGAGCGAUUCUUCAGCGCAAGAGACGGCGUCGACAUCGACGGUCUAUGGAUCGACAUGAACGAGGUUUCCAACUUCUGCCCGUAUCCCUGUAAGGACCCAGCAGAGUACGCCACGGCGAACGACCUUCCCCCAGCGCCUCCGCCCGUCCAAUCGCCUCCCCGUCAUAUCCCCGGUUUCCCGGCUGAUUUCCAGCUCGGCUCUUCUUCAUCUGGGGCUUCUUCCUCACGCCAUGGGAAGAGAGAUGACGCUGUCGUCGAGAAAUGUAGCCAGGAUGCAAAGAAAAACAAGGUCGGCUUGUCUGGUCGAGACCUUGUUAACCCGCCUUAUCAGAUCUCCAACGAGGCUGGCUCAAUCAGCAAUAAGACAAUUGAUACUGAUCUCAUUCAUGCCGGCGAGGGAUACGCUGAGUAUGACACGCACAAUCUCUAUGGAACUAUGAUGAGCUCGGCUUCCCGCAAGGCAAUGUUGAAGCGUCGACCCAAUGUGCGACCUCUGAUCAUCACGCGUAGCACCUUCGCCGGAGCAGGCUCUCAGGUCGGCCACUGGCUCGGUGACAAUGUCAGCCAGUGGGAUAAAUACCGCAUCUCAAUCCCGCAGAUGCUAGCCUUUGCCUCAAUUUUCCAGAUCCCUAUGGUCGGCAGCGACGUCUGCGGCUUCGCGGGAAAUACGACCGAAGAGCUAUGCGCGCGCUGGGCAAUGCUCGGCGGCUUCUAUCCGUUCUAUCGGAACCACAAUGAGUUCGGCACCGUGCCACAGGAAUUCUACCGCUGGCCUACUGUGACACAGGCCGCGAAAAAAAUCAUCGAUAUCAGAUAUCGUCUCCUCGAUUACCUUUAUACUUCUUUCCAUCGUCAGACCUUGACGGGAAGUCCGUUCCUCCAGCCGCUUUUCUAUAUCUACCCCGAGGAUCGCAAGACCUUUGGCAAUGAGCUGCAGUUCUUCUACGGUGAUUCCAUUCUCGUUUCACCUGUCUCGGAAGAGGGUUCUACCUCUGUGGACGCCUAUUUCCCCGAGGAUCUUUUUUAUGAUUGGUUCACUGGUGUUGCAGUGCAGGGCGAUGGAUCUGUGCAGACGAUAACUGAUCUCGCUAUUACGGAUAUCCCGAUUCAUAUUCGUGGUGGGAGCAUCAUCCCGCUUCGGACGGCGAGUGCGAAGACUACGACUGAUCUGCGCAAGCGUGGCUUUGAGGUUCUCAUUGCGCCCGGUGUUGAUGGAUCCGCGGAGGGUGAGCUGUACAUUGAUGAUGGUGAGUCAAUUCAGCCGGAUAGCGCGGCGGAGAUUCAGUUCAAGUACCGCAAUGGCAAGCUUGAGAUUCUGGGUCGGUUUGGGUAUCGGCCUCAUGUGGUUGUUGAGGCUGUAACGCUGCUUGGGCAGAAGAAUAAGUGUCGGGAUAUUGGGUCUGAUGCUCAGAGCCCGAGUGUGACAAAGAAAGUCCAGAUUGAGUUGACUGGGCCGGCUGAGGUGACUCUGUAUCCUCUCAAGUAA
Molecule: messenger RNA, 2475 nt
Organism: Penicillium digitatum Pd1
Lineage: Eukaryota; Fungi; Ascomycota; Eurotiomycetes; Eurotiales; Aspergillaceae
Gene: agdC
Product: putative alpha-glucosidase
Biological process (GO): carbohydrate metabolic process
Molecular function (GO): hydrolase activity, hydrolyzing O-glycosyl compounds; carbohydrate binding
Source: RefSeq, a predicted model, not a curated record